Columba livia (rock pigeon) is the source of this 21490-nucleotide messenger RNA. It is a transcript of the gene RC3H1, whose product is annotated as ring finger and CCCH-type domains 1. Gene Ontology annotation, molecular function: mRNA binding; RNA stem-loop binding; double-stranded RNA binding. Gene Ontology annotation, cellular component: cytoplasmic stress granule. The coding region runs from base 9687 to 13079 and encodes 1130 amino acids. The record is from RefSeq and is a predicted model, not a curated record. The transcript is spliced from 20 exons. Gene Ontology annotation, biological process: ubiquitin-dependent protein catabolic process; protein polyubiquitination; nuclear-transcribed mRNA catabolic process, deadenylation-dependent decay. Lineage: Eukaryota; Metazoa; Chordata; Aves; Columbiformes; Columbidae.
UUAAAUGUGACUGCUUUGUUGCUAGCUGCUGUUGGAUUCUAUAGAAAAGGUCUGAGCCAUCAGGGUUGCCUUCUGAAUUUGCUAAUGCUUGUAUGUGGUGUUAGUCUUUUGUAUUUAUGUUCUAUAUUAAAUUGUGUUGUGACUGCUACCUGGGGAUAUUCCUUCUGUUUUACCUUUUUUUUUAUGCUAUUUAUCUACUGUGUUGUACUUCCUGCAGAGCUUUUUUAUGGCUUGAAGAUGGCUUACUUCAUUAUUCUUUAUUUUUCUUUCUGAAUUAUCUCAUUUGUCAAGUUUAAGGAUGUAUUUAUUUUGAGGAUCUUCAGGGAGACAAACAAGUUGUUUUGCAUUGAUAGUUGUGAGGUAGUGCGCAAAAAGGUGCUCAAAAUAGGGGUUGAGACUGUGUUUGGAAACCUUUUAAAUCGUCUAUCUCUCUGCUGUGGGAGGAUGCCUAUUGACAGUAUUAGGCAACUGGAAGUAUCGGGAAUAAACUUGUUGUGACUUGUCAGAAUGCAUCGGAAAACGUAGCUUUUCAGUUUUCCCUGCUGCUUAUUUUACUGGUGACUCUGGACACAGAAAUUAAAGAUGUAUCAGAGCGCAGGAUACUUCUAAACUCUUCACCAGAAAGCAAAAAGGCACACCCAGUUGGUGCUUUCCAGGCUAAGACUCUGGAUUAGAACAAGUCAUUUUUGAUGGCCUGCUUGGAGUUUGAGAAAAGCAUUUCUGUUCCAGCCUCCUGCUUUGAGGGCUGCUGGUAGAGAAGGGCAAGAGGGAUCUGGUAGCAGAGACUUCAUAGCUUUGUGGCUGCAAAGCAAAAUAAAUUCCAUAGGUUAUACUAGUAGUAACUAUUACUGUUUUUUCCAGAGUUAAGGCAAUUUUAUCUUCUUACCAAGCACUGUCAUUUUUGCAGAAUAUGUUCCUUGGUGGCGGGGAGGAGAGAAAUAUUGGCCAAAGUUUUCAUCUCUCCUUGAUGUGUUAUAUUCUGUCUAAUUUCUGUAGUAUUUAUGAAGAGAAAGGAAUAAAAAUAAGACUAAUAAGAUGACAUAAAAAUUGGCAAGCUGUUUGGGUGUUUUUGUUUUGUUUUUUUUUUAGCUUUAUUCCUGUAUCAGGUAUAUCAGAAAUUAAUCAGUUGGGUUAUUCUACACUAAGUGUCAAAGUCUCUGCACUGUAGUUCAUCGAAACUAAAUGUUUGCCCCCUGGUUUUCUAAAUCUGAGGAUUUACAUGGCUUCAGCAAGCCCAGAUCUGUAGGUGGCUUUUCUGGUCACUCCUUUCUCAGUGGAAAAAUGUUUCUAACAAAAUAGCACACAACGACUGGGUGGGGAUGUCUCUGGGUGUGUUUCUGAGGAGGAAUUAUGUGAUCGCAGCCAUUUUUAUGUGGAUUUUUUUAGAAUAGAACAACUUGAGCUCUGUCAAGCUGAGGCUUGAGCAUGACGGAGAUGAUUUCAGGAUAUACCAGGAAGAAAGGUAGCCACGGAAAUGCUUGGUAUCAGUAAGGUAAAUUAUCUACCAGUAUUUGAGGAUGUAAUGGUGUGGCUAUCGCAUUAGGUACUGCACGAUGAGCUUGGGUGUGGUGUCAGAUUACUCACCAGGUAUUAAAACAAUCACAGACAUUUUUCUUUUAUGUAAACUCUGCAGGGGAAAAAAAACCCACGUUCGACUGUCUUCCUGUGAGUAAUAUAUAAAGUCACCUGAGAGAUAAAAAUGUCAGUUGUCCUUUUUCCUACCCCUUCCUCAGGAUAGGGGAAAAAGAAAGGCUUAGACCAGCUUAUUUGCCAGUUAGGGUGACAGUGAUUUGGAGCCUUCAGAAAGGGGAUGUGAGUGACGACAAGCCUUUCCUUCAAGCACAUUUGAUGAGUUCUGAAAUCACCUUGAUGAAUUAGUGUGGCUUUUGAGAAGUGGGAAUAGAAUCAGUCAUGUUGAUUUGACAGGCUGGUAUGUGAGCUGUCAUUACAGAAUCAAAAUUGACAGUAAGCCCCUGAAAAUCCAGUGACUGUGCUGUGCUAAAAAUAUAAAUACUUUGUUCCUGUUAGGUUUUGUAUGUUAAAGAAAAUAAUUUCCAGUGCAAUUAUGAAGGCUUCAGUUGUGCUAUUACAGGUGGCUUUGGCUUAUGGAUUUUGAGAAUUUUCUUUUUUUGAAUUGUUUGUCAUGCAGUUUUAGCUUACUGUCAUGGCUUUUAUUCCCAAAACAGUGAGUGGAUAAAUACAGGGGUAUGUAAAGGGAUGUUAACUGCAUGAAUGGUAAGACUGACUGUUUCAAUGCCUGGUUUUCCCUUCCUGUGCCUUCUCAUAUAUUUAGGUAGCUGCUGUUUAAUCAGGGCCUUAAACAAUGCAAGACAGAGAAUGUAAAUGAUCAAGUCAUACAAAUAUUGCCUGUAUAAGGCUUGCUUGUCACCCUGGCGUGGUCUGCAGCAAUAGAGGUGUGAUUGGCAGCUAAGUGCAUCUGUUCCAUUUUAGUACUCUAAUAGAAGGAAAUUUUUAAGAUGGAGACAGGUAGAUUUCUGUGUAGUCCAGGCGUGCAUUAACUGUCAAAGGUGAUCAGAUUUACUCUCAAGGUACAGGUAAUAGUGCCAUCAGGAUGUGUGGAGACUCAGACACUUGUACUCACCCCAGUCUGCGAUGGUUUGCCUGUUAAAAGUGCUUGGUGGGCUGUGACCACUUCAAGAAGGAGAUAUUAAUGGAAAUAAAACCACCCAACUGAAGUACAAAGAUGCUUGACUGCACAUUGUUUUCUUUGAGUAUCUUCCAGACCUUAGUCUUCCAUGAGUGAGGUCUAAUCUUCUGUGAAUAUAAGGUUCACUAACAGAAGUUAGCUCUUUGCUUUUUAAAAGGUACAUGAGUUCAGGACACUGUGGAGAACUGUAUACUUUCUACUAGUAGAACUCUGGCAGUCGAGUCUGGGAGAUGGAGUCCUAUCUGUUUUUUAUUUCAUGUCAUUCUGGGUGUUGAUACUGCUAUAUUAUAGUUGUAAUGUGUCUCCAGAGAUGAACAUAUCUUUUAAAACUUAGCAUUGUAAACUGAGAAGGAGAAAAUUGUUCUUUGUGGUCUGCUCCACUUAGAACAGGUUUCAUGCGUUGUAAGCGGUAAAUAAGAGGACUUGCUUUGAAAAGACAAAAUUACACGUCUGGAGUAGAACUGUGUUUACAGGGCCAGAGCAGCAAAAUUUGUCAAGUUGACAGUGGAUUUUUGAUAGGUAACUUCCCAGGAUUAUAAUAUUUUGCCCUCUUGCUUGGAUGAUUUUCAAGUUUUGUAACUUUAAACUUUUUAUAACUAGGAUUAUAAUUCCAAAACCUAUUAAGAGGCAGCAAGAUACAUCUUUUUUUUUUUUCUAUUUGAAUUCAAGCUCUUGCCAAAAGUAAUUAUAACUUUAGCUAAUUACUGAUCAGAGGGUCAGUGGGAUGUUGGAGGUUUGGAUUUUUUUUCUAAUAUACAACUGUCUCACAUUGUUUUGUAUUAAAAAAACCCCCACGUAGCUUUCAUUUUUGUGGUUAAGCUCUGCAAUGUUUGUUAUUGGUUAAGAGUAGGUGUUCAAUGGAAACCCUGAGACUUGAGCCUUUUGUUUCCACUCACUAAAACCACGAGUACUGUUUUUAAUGAUCCUGUAAAGCUGUAAAGAAGAGAUGCUAUUUUUAUAAAUCUGGAAGCUGAGACUAAUACCAAUGCAGCAAAAUAUUUAAAGUGUGUGGGUUUUAUGUUUUGGGGUGGGUUUUUUUGGUUAUAAUUGAAGGUUACAUGAAAAGUCUCAUUCAAAAGGAGUACCUUGCCCCAGGCUAUUUCUGGCCACUGGAACUGCUCUUUUUAGCAGUGCUACAAAUUGAAUCACCGGGUGCCAGUAGCAUUUAGAGCAAAUGAGGCUCAAUUACAUUCUGAGUCAGAAGCACCUGAAUUAACCUGCUUUUCAGCAACGGUUGGGUGAUCUCUCCUACUGAUAUUUAAAGACUUUAAGCCCUGUGCGAAUGGUAAUUUAACACUACUUAAAAGCGAUGAGUGAUGGGCAGGUUUGUCCUUGACAAAAAGCGUUUGGAUUUUUACAAGGAAACUAUACUCAGGUGUGGAGAAAAUGUUGAAUAGUAUGUUGAGUAGCUAAUUUUUAUUAUUUUUAAAUGCAACUGUUAUGUCAGAGCUGAAACUCUCCAGGCUCUGUGCCAUUUCUGCAACAAGCUGCCUCUUAACCUUGGGUGACUCCAGAGCUUUAGUGCAGACUAGGUUACAUUAUUAAAAUACAAUUGCAGCCUCUGUCAUGGAAACAAGCAGAAUAGUCACCUGUGAAACUUAGGUUCUUUAUCUUACUAUUCCUACUAUUAUUACCAGUGAAGCUACUGCAGGGCUAGCCAAAGGAGGUUAUCUGGCUUAGUUUGGUAACUGUAAGCUAUUUUUGUUAUCAGCUGUUGUAGCACUUACAUGUUUGCUUCUAGGUUUGCAACUCUGGUUCUAGGAGCAGUAACAAAACUUGAAUUUCUGGACUGCUACAGGAUUCUUUCAUCUACUUUAGAUAGCGCUUUGCUCAGUACUGUAACCAGGAUGAGCUGAAAGGAGGGGUUUGACUGUAUUUGUGUGACUUGCAUGGUAAAUAAACGAUGGUUGGAUCUAGCUGUGAAGCAUUCUUUUUGAAACAGAAGAUUUUUAGGUGGAUUUAGUAUAAAGGAACAAUUCCACGGGUUAUCACUUGAGUUCCGUAUUCCAUUUCACCUAUUCUCAUUAUGCCUCAUUGUUAGGAUUGCUUUAUAGUGUUUAAAUGUGUCGUUAAAACUUAGCCAGUGCUUUAGAGAUGGCUUCAAUUAACGAAGACAUCUAAAAAUCUGUGCUAAAAUAAGCUGUUUAUGAAAUUACUCCUAAAAACUUGAUAAACCUGUGAUGCUAAAAGAAACUGUCUUGACGUUCUCAUAUUCUGUUCUCCCCCCUUUCCCUUAUGUUUCCAGUACUGCUUGACCAUUUAACAGAUCUGGAGCAGCUUUUGAAGCCUGUUAGAAGCUAAUGUGUUCUCCUAGUGGAGACGAGAUGUGUUGGAUUUAGAGCUGGCAGGAGAGCACUGGGGAGAAGGUAGUGCUGCCUCGUGGAGCCGUGCAUGAAACUGCACUGAAAAUACCAAAUAGGUGAUAUUUUGUUAUCUGUCUUCAUUAGGGGUAGAAUUAAAACAUAAAUCUGGAUGGUUUAGUCCUCACAAGGAUAAGGUGCUUAACCCAUAUUAGCUUGUGGGAAGCAAUGCAGGUUAUUAUUUGCUGUUGCAGUGGGGAUGAGAUUCUGCUGCUGCAGUGUUAAAUCUUGUCUGUAGUAUCCUGCUUGUAGGUAGUGGCUGUCAUUUGCUCUUCAGUUACAAUUUGUGUGUUUUCACUCAUCUUUUGACAAUUCUCAUUUUAGUUAUAGACAGGACUGGUGCAGGUAGACUUAAGCUGUGAUCUGGAAGAGAAAUGGGGAAAACGUGGAUUAUCUGCUGUUAGCAACCCCUAAGUCUGCUUACUUCCACGCUUUGGAAGGGUUUGUUAGGGCUGCAACAUUGUGGUAACAGAGCAGUGUUCUGACAACUGUGUUCAAAUGUGCAUCUUUUCUCUGAAGUUGAUGGUACCUUAUGGUUUCUUACUAAUGUAGAAAUGAUAUUGUGUGGUUGACUGAACAGGUGCCUGAAGUAGAGAAGCUGAAUUCUUGAAGCUGAUAUAGUAUAAUAAUUCUUUGAGAGGAGGAUUCAACAGUGUAUAGAACAUAAUAAGGCUCAGGAGGUGAAAAAAUGUCAUUGUGAACUCCUGCUGUGAUGAAAUGAAUGUGCCAGCAAAGUGUGUGCUGCAUUACCUCUUGAAAUAACAUCACAGUAGUCUAGAGAUUGUUUUGUAUACAACAUAUAACAACCUUUCUUGUGAUAAUAAUAUGCUUAAAAUGAAUUAAUUAUUAAAAAACAGGCAGACAAGAAACUACAUUGGUAGUUUUGUUUAAAAAAAUAAUUAGUUGUUUUCACUGCUCUUGGAUGACUUUGCUUUUAUUAAAAGAUCUUUUUGACGUUUAAGUGCAGUCUUCCAAAAUAAAUUGCUUUGAAAGUAAAUAGAAUAACUGAAGCUUUAUUAGAGACUCCUGUUAUGUAAACAAUUGUUAACAUGAAGCUGUUUGACAUCUAUUUUUACAAUGGGGGCAGCAUCUAUGAAGUGUUGAGAAAAAACACCUUCAAAUCAAAGAAAUAAAAAGAGGGAGACCCACUAAAGAGGAGGUGAGGAAGCAGACCCUUAAAAUGUUUGAUUUCUGAAUACCUGGAAACUUCUGUGUAAAAUGGAAUUUUACGUUUUGAUUUGACUUUCGAAGACUCAUUGAAAUAGAAGGCUCCUCUUUCCUACACUUGGCAGCAGCAGGUAUUCACUUAAUAUUGCUCUUACUGUAUAUUUCAGCGUGUCCUUACUAUUGCACCUGGAAUUUUGAAUAUAUGAGCUUUGCAGGUUAUUUUAUCUUCUUUUGUUUGAAAACAAAAAUUUUGGGGAGGGUAAAUAGUGUAAUGCUAACUGUUGAACAUAAAAGAAUUGAGGUGGGAGGGACUUAAAACUGUUACUCGAUUCUAGUCCUGUAAGUCCAUCAAACGUAUUUUCAGUAAUACUGUCACAGUACACCACAAAAAUAUGCAUGUGUGCACACGCAAAGCAGCUAGAAAGAUGUGACUUCUGCAAUUUUUGUUUGGUUUUUUGUUUGUUAUUCAGUGGGAGUGGUUUUUAUGGAAGUUUGCUGGGGUGAGGUGAAUUCUUAAAGGUUGUAUUGCAGGUUGGAGGCUGAGGAGUGGUUUUGGACAACUUUGGACCGGUGUAUCCAGCCGGACUUUAAUUCUCCCCUCUGCUGUUUCAUUGUUUCACAUUGCAAUGAUAAUGUUUUUGUAGCUGUAGUGUGUGUCAUUGACAUAAAAGAAAAAUUACAGCUGCUGAAUCAAGCUGGGAGAGAAGCUCUUACUGGAUAGUGGGUGGCAAGCAACAAUUUCUCAUUUUUUGUUAAGUCAGAGUUUUUAAUGCAUUCUCUUCCAUUGAGUUGGGAUGGGUCUUAACUGAAUGAUUCAUGUAUACUUCUCUCAGUUGAAGAAAUUAUAAACGUAUUGCAGUGGCAACAAGAUGAUCUCCCCUUCUUUCCUGAAUUUGCUUCUCAUCUACCAGAUGCCUAGAGUAGUAGUCAGGUAACUGUAGAUUAUUCCUCCAUGAAAAAGAAUGAUACUGGCCUUUAGUGAUUUUGAUUUUUUCAUAUGGUUUCUCAUUAGGAGAUACCAAUCCUAACUGGUGCUGUGAUACUUUCGAUACUUCAGAUCACUAAAAUGUAAAAAGUGUUGCUUUGUUCUUUCAUCUGUGCCUAUGCAGCUGAAGUGUUUGCAGUCUUCAGAAUGCUACCCACUUCCCAUUGCUUUCCCUUCUUGAAGAUUACUACUUACAUUUUUAUUUUAGGUGGGCUGGUUUUGUUGCUUUGUUUCAGUUAAAACGAGGUCCUCGUGUAAUUGUUGUCCACCCACAUUUCUGCUUACCUGUGUUUAUUGAAGACCUAUGUUUAAAACUGCUAGCUUUAACUGUUUGCAUAGUUCUUCCCCAGUUAAUCUGGAAUAUUUUAGAAAGGAAUGAAUAAGGAAGAAUAGUGACUUCUCUAGCUGACACCAAGAGGGAAUGUGUGUCUGUAUCCUUGAAUCUGAAGAUUUCUACAAGCUUGUCCUGUUUCUCUUUACUGUGGUUUCUUAAAUGGGUGAUCUUACGGCAAGCACUAGUACAUCUGGAAGUUGUGGUGGCUGGUUUUUAAGCCAAACAAACAAAACUUCUUGCAUUAUAGGCUUUUGUAUAAACUCUGAAAAGCUGUCUAGAGGAGACUUGUUACAUAAACUUUAACCUGUUUUUUCUGAUCUUCUGAUAUGCGAAAGGAAUUGUCCUCUCUUUAACUUCCCCAAUUACUUGGAAAAGGCCUCAGACUCAAUGUUGUGGCAAUUCUUGUGGUUAUUUGGGUGUUCAGAAAGCAAAAUGUAUGUGCUUCUGGGAAAAGCAUUUCUUGCCUCCCUGAGAACAGGACUGACUGAAAUUUGACCAGUUGAACCAAAAGCUGAAAACUAUUGUGGCUCUUUUAAGUGCCUUCUGCCUUUCUUUUGUUAAUCUGUUUGGUUCUUCCUUGAUUUUUUUAAUCCUGGUUUAAUUGUUGUGUUACUGUAAUAGUCAUUUGCAUUGACAAAUGCAACAACUCUUUGAAAGGAAAGGAGCAUGUUCUAGACAUGCGUGUCUGCUGUGAACUCCCUAGUCUUAAUCAUCGAUGGGCUUGGGAGUCCUUAUGAUUGGUAGAAAAAAUUUCCUAGGUAAUAGAUCACAAAACCACUUACUAUUGAACACUUCCCCUUUCUUCUAAAUAAGCUGUAAUGGAUGUAUAGUAUCAACCAGAAAUUACAAAGUUAGUCGUGUAUAUCUUCCCCAAAAAUUUACUGUUUGAGCCAUGUGCAGGUUGUAUGUUUUGGGUGGUAUGAGCAGGGAGGUUUGAGCUUCCUUUACAUACAUAGUGUCUUUUCAUUACUCUAAUGGUGUAUGAUUAGUGAUUGAACGUUGAGUGAGAAUAAAAGGUCAAGAAAAUGAUAUAAUAGAUUUCAUACCAUGUUUUUUUUUUUUUCCUGUGAGAUGCUAGAUAAAUAUAACUUUAUUCAACACUUUUCCAUUCUGUAGUAAGAUACUAGCUCUCGCUCACAGGAUGUUGUGAAGCUUAAAUCAUUGUAAAUUGCUGCUAGAUCCUCUGUUGGGAGGUAGUGUGGUGGAGUUGUGAUGUAGGUGUCUUGGGGUUUUUUUGUUUGUUUGUUUCCCUUGUGGUGUUACAAGUCAGGAAGUUUCAAAUGAAGGAUAACAUCUUGUCCUUAAUUGGCCCCAUAUUCCUAAGGUAAUUUACAGGCUACCAAAUUAGAGACUUUUGCAUGAAAGUAGAUAACUUCUUCUUUUGUUUUCACAGUCCAACAUUACUGUGGAUAAAAGAAAGCAAAUCUUGAAAGUGAUUUAACUGAGCUUCAGUGAGUUUGGAGCAGAAUUUUUAUGAUCCUGAUUUUUCUCUCUUUGUGUUUUUUUUCGAGAGUCACUUUUCCAUCUGAGGGGAAUGUGUGUCUGUAUCCUUGAAUCUGAAGAUUUCUACAAGCUUGUCCUGUUUCUCUUUACUGUGGCUUCUCAAAUGGGUAAUCUUACGGCAAGCACUAGUACAUCUGGAAGUUGUGGCAUUUGGUUCGUUGGUUUUUAAGCCAAACAAACAAAACUUCUUGCAAUAUAGGCUUUUGUAUACAUUCUGAAAAUAUUAUACAGUCACUGCAGCCCAUUGGUGUUUAUGUAGCUUUAAAAAAAGGGUGGGAAUGUGUGUUACACACAGGCUUUCAGGAUUUGCUGUUGGGUGGAAAAGUCUGUUGUUGCAGAGCCGUGUGUUGCGAGCAGGCGUGCGGCGGCGCGGGGAAGGAAUGAGGAAGCGGAGCGCUUGCCGUCAGUUGACAGGGUACAGCCAAGUUUCGGCCACCAAACAGGAGGAGAGAAAGAAUCUCAAUCUAGCAGAAAUACUAUUCGGGGCUUAUCGUAUUAGUGUUGUUCAUGGAACUCCCUGGGUGGAGGUUAUGUUUCACACUAUGUGCUGACUGUCUGUACUUACAGAAGAUAUUUAAAAGCAAACAGACUUUUUUUUUUUUCCGAAGAUUUUGAUUCCAGUGGAAUCUGCGCUUUAGAUUUUUGUCUUGUCAAUUUACUCCUGAAGCAAUGCCUGUACAAGCUCCACAAUGGACGGAUUUUCUCUCCUGCCCAAUUUGCACACAGACUUUCGACGAAACGAUUCGGAAGCCCAUCAGCUUGGGUUGCGGACACACUGUCUGCAAGAUGUGCCUCAACAAGCUCCACCGUAAGGCAUGUCCCUUUGACCAGACCACUAUCAACACAGACAUUGACCUCCUGCCUGUGAACUCAGCCUUGCUGCAACUAGUGGGUGCUCAGGUUCCUGAGCAGCAGCCAAUUACUUUAUGUAGUGGAGCUGAAGACACCAAGCAUUAUGAGGAGGGCAAGAAGUGUGUGGAAGAAUUAGCAUUGUACCUCAAACCACUGAGCAGCGCAAGAGGUGUGGGUCUUAACAGUACUACUCAGAGCGUGCUAAGUCGUCCUAUGCAAAGGAAACUUGUGACGUUAGUUCACUGCCAGCUAGUGGAGGAAGAAGGGCGGAUCAGAGCCAUGCGUGCAGCGCGGUCACUCGGUGAAAGAACAGUCACAGAGCUCAUCCUUCAGCAUCAAAAUCCUCAGCAGCUCUCCUCCAACCUCUGGGCUGCAGUGAGAGCCAGAGGAUGCCAGUUCCUCGGACCAGCAAUGCAAGAGGAGGCUUUAAAGCUUGUUCUGCUGGCUCUGGAAGAUGGAUCUGCUUUAUCUCGGAAGGUCUUGGUUCUCUUUGUGGUUCAGAGGCUGGAGCCGCGAUUUCCUCAGGCUUCUAAGACAAGCAUUGGGCACGUUGUCCAGCUUCUUUACAGAGCCUCGUGCUUCAAGGUGACAAAGCGAGAUGAGGAUUCCUCCCUGAUGCAACUGAAGGAGGAAUUUCGCACUUACGAAGCUCUGAGAAGGGAACAUGAUUCCCAGAUAGUUCAAAUUGCUAUGGAAGCAGGUCUACGCAUUGCACCAGAUCAGUGGUCCUCACUGUUAUAUGGAGACCAAUCUCACAAAUCCCACAUGCAGUCUAUCAUUGACAAGUUGCAGACCCCAGCCUCGUUUGCACAGAGUGUUCAGGAAUUAACUAUUGCUCUUCAGAGGACUGGAGAUCCAGCUAACCUGAAUCGUCUUCGACCACACCUAGAGCUCCUGGCAAAUAUUGAUCCCAGUCCAGAUGCCCCACCUCCAACAUGGGAACAACUGGAAAAUGGACUAGUUGCUGUGAGGACUGUGGUUCAUGGCUUAGUCGACUAUAUCCAGAAUCACAGCAAAAAAGGAACAGAUCAGCAGCAGCCUCCUCAGCACAGCAAGUACAAGACAUACAUGUGCCGAGACAUGAAACAGCGAGGAGGAUGCCCCCGAGGCGCCAGUUGCACCUUCGCACAUUCGCAGGAGGAGCUGGAAAAAUUCCGUAAAAUGAACAAGCGUCUGGUUCCCAGAAGACCCCUGAGCGCAUCCCUGGGCCAGCUGAACGAGGUGGGCCUGCCUUCAGGAGCUAUCCUCUCGGAGGAAGGGGGAGUGGACUUGCCCAGUAGGAAAACUCCUGCUCUGCCAAAUGGAAUUGUGUCAACAGGCAGCACGGUGACGCAACUUAUUUCUCGAGGGACUGACUCCAGUUAUGAAACAGCUCUGAAGCCGGGGAAGAUGGACCAUCUGAGUAGCAGUGCCCCUGGAUCCCCCCCUGACUUGCUGGAAUCUGUCCCCAAGAGCUCUAUUUCUGCCUUACCGGUCAACCCUCAUCCUGUGCCCGCUCGGGCCCCAGCAGAUCUGCCUUCAGUGUCUGUCGCCAAGCAGCUGCACAUGGUACCCCGAGGGUCUCAGCUGUAUAACACUCCGCAAGCAGAUAUGUUUUAUCAAGAUCCUAGAGGAGCUGCCCCACCAUUUGAGCCAGCGCCCUACCAACAAGGAGUUUACUAUCCCACUCAGUCCAUGUCUCGCUUUGUCCGACCUCCUCCAUCAGCUCCUGAACCUGGGCCACCUUAUUUAGACCAUUACCCGCCCUACCUUCAGGAUCGCGUGGUGAGCCCCCAGUACACACAGCCGCAGCAGUACCCUCCUAUGGGACAGCCCAUAUAUCCACCGCACUACGACAGCCGUCGCGUGUAUCCCCCGGUCCAGCCGUAUCAGCGAGAGGAGAUGGUGCGAGGAAGCCCAGUGCCCAUUGAGAUACCGCCAGUGGCCGUACCUCCCUACGUACCUGAAUCCAGAGACAGAUACCAGCAAACAGAGGGGUAUUGCCCAGUGGCGCCGCAUCUUGGUCAGAUCAGACCUUCAUGCCACAGGCCUCAUCCCAGCCUGGAUGAACUUCACCGACGAAGGAAAGAGAUCAUGGCCCAGCUAGAAGAGAGGAAAGUGAUUUCUCCACCUCCUUUUGCACCGUCACCAACUUUGCCUCACCCCUUUCAUUCAGAGGAGAUUUUUGUUUUUGUACAGUACUUGGAUGAAGACCUGAAGGUAGCUGGGAAAUACAAAGGAAACGACUAUAGCCAGUACUCUCCCUGGUCCUGUGACACCAUCGGCUCCUAUAUUGGAACCAAAGAUGCAAAACCCAAAGAUGUCGUGGCAGCAAGGAGUGUGGAGAUGGCGAAUGUGGAGAGUAAAGCCAUGCGUGACCAGCGAUUAGACAUGCAGAGGAGAGCGGCAGAGACUGGUGACGAUGACCUCAUUCCGUUUGGAGACCGGCCAACUGUGUCGAGAUUUGGGGCCAUCUCUCGUACUUCCAAAGCGAUGUACCAGAAUUCGGGUCCCAUGCCGGCCAUGGCGGUUCAGGGAGCUACCACCAAAUCGAUCAUUUCAGACUACAAUCCUUAUGGAACUCACAGUGGCUGGGGAGGCUCUCCAUAUUCUCCUCAUCAAAAUAUACCUUCUCAGGGACGUUUCAAUGACAGGGAGAGACUGUCCAUGUCAGAUGUGGCUGGUCAUGGGAAACAGUUGCCCUCAGCUGAACGAGAGCAGCAGCUGCGCAUGGAGCUGCAGCAAGUAGACCAUCAGAUUAGCCAGCAGACACAAAUGCGAGGCCUAGAGGCUGUUAGUAACAGGCUGCUGUUGCAGAGGGAGGCGACUACCCUGGCAGGCCAACCACAGCCCCCAGCCCCACCUCCCAAGUGGCCUGGGAUGAUCUCAAGUGAGCAGCUGAGCUUGGAGCUACACCAGGUGGAAAGGGAAAUUGGGAAGAGAACCCGGGAGCUGAGCAUGGAGAGUCAGUCUUCACUGGAUAUAAAAAACAAACUGGGCACCACUAAACAGACAGAAAAUGGACAGUUAGAGCCGCAAAGCAAGGCUCCAGCUGAGGACCUCGCACUGACAUUCAGCAGCGACGUUCCGAACGGAUCACCCUUGACACAGGAGAACAUUGGCCUCCUGUCCAACAAGACAGCAUCUCUCAGCCUGUCGGAGGACCCGGAGGGAGGAGGAGACAACCAGGACUCCCAGAGAGCGGGAGUUUCGCCCACGUCUGCUCCAUGAAGUGAGGCCAGCGUACCCCAGAGUUCCGUUUUGCUGGGGUCUCGGUAGCUUCCGUCACGUUUUUUUUCCAAGGGCGAUCGGAGAAACCCAGGAGCAACAGCAGUAGCAGAGCAGCAGGUCCAGAGGCAAUGUGCACAAACACAACUACUAGAAACAAAUCCUGCACAUAGUUCACAUUAACGCAUUUUUUAAUUAAAAAAAAAUAUGAAAAUUAGCAGUAUCUGCAAGCGAUUCAAAUUAAAUUUGUUUUUGUUCUGUGAAUGAACUUUAUUUUAAUAACUUUGGACGCCUUGGAUCCCAGGGCUUAAAAAAAAAAAGAUAUUAUAUAUAUAUACUCUGUUUGAUUAAUUGUAUGAUCUUAAUGAAGUAGGUUUUUCUUUUAUUUUGGUAUUAUUACAUACCCAGUGCAUACUUCCCUAUCAUCUUAAUUUUUCAAUGGCUAAAACAAUGUGGUCACUUCCUUAAAUGGUUUAAAGGUAAACAAGGAAUGGGGGUUGGAGAGUAGCUGUGAAUUACGGUGUCAAAAGAUGUGCAGCAAACUUCAUUCUUAAGACAGUUGUUCCCAUCAUAGCUAAGAACUGAACCCUAUCUUGUGUGAGACUGUUUGCAUAAACUAUUUAAGUUUAAACUACAAGUGACAGAAUCUUUGCGAUGCAACAGGUGCAGUCCUUUGUAUAUGUCCCAGCACAGCAUAUGUAAUUAAAGAGCAUAAGAAAUUAAGUGUCCAACAUAUAUUAUUUUAAGGUUGCUGGCCUUUAUUUGCGGUUGGCACUGGAGAGGUCAGCAGAAUGCAGACCCAUCUGCUACAGCACAGGUAUUUUACCUGGGGAUUGUGCUAGAGAAGCCUAACGAACCACUGAAGGUUGUGCAGCCCUGACUGAGGCAGAAUCUCUAACCUUAUGUUCCCUCUGCUUCCUGUUUCUAUGCAGUUGCUGGAAGGAUGUUAACUGCUGAUGAGCUGGCAAACCAUGUUCAUUUAUCUUGCAUUUGCUGGGGUUUCUUUCCCCUUCUCACUUUGCCUUUAAAACACGUGCACCCAGACUCCACGCAAUACCUUGAUGCAGAGGGACUUGCCUUUUGAAACAGGUCUUUCAUGGAGGCCUCCUUCUCAGCAACUAUUACCCUUUUCUUCCUUGCUAUUUUAUUGUUAAAAACAUAGUAACUUCCUCUAUAACUUGAUUUUUUUGUUUCAUUUUGUUUUGUUCAGUGAUACAUGUUGUUUAACUGUAAUGAUGUUGUAAGGACCUUUCACUGAAGGAGAGCAACGCAAGAAUCUUUGAUUCUUGUGCGUCAGUGAUGUCAAUUCGAAAAAUAGAGGCGAAUUUUUAUUUCUCUUAUAAAGUUGGCAUUGUUUAAGGUCUGUAUUAGAAUUUGACACCUGAGAAUCAAUCUGCAGCUUGUCUGCCUUCCUUCCUAGAUUCCCCUUGUGUUGGGGAAAAGUUGCAUCAAAAGGAUCACUUCAGGUACAGCAAGGACCCUGUCAGAAAAACAAAUCUUGCUUGAUAGAGAGCUAGUGUGCUACUUCUCCAGGCAGAUGCUUUGUAAGCGUAAGUUGGAGAAGCUGUAAGCCUUUCUACAUGUUUUCUAUCAAAGUUAAAGAAAUAGGUUUAAUCCUUGCUGCACAUUUUUUGGCUAUUUUGACACACACUGGGGUGAGACCCUGUACACAAAGAACUCUGUGGAGAAUGAUUUUUCAAGUGCUGCUCGCUCCUUCUUGGCCUGUUCUCAUUUGUUUUUCCUUUCUGAGUUCGACUACUAAAUCGGAAAGCACUGGUUAUGUAAUAAAUUACUGCAUUGCUUUGGUUGGGUAAAGCAAGAGUUAAUAAAUUUUCUUGGUUUUUAGUUUUUUCCUUAACCUUAACUCCUGCUGAGGUCAUAGCAACCUUGGGCUAAGCUUUGCAUUCAUCAUACUGUUAAAUAAAACAAAAUGGGGGGUGGGAGGGGAUACAGUCCCACUAUUGCCUACCAGUAGGAGAGUCCAAACAGAAGACUCUUUUGAGUAGCAAUUAUUUAAUUUGCCCAGUCAAGGCACCGCGUUUAUAUACUAUUUCACAUUGAAUUUGAUUAUGCCCUACAGACCUGGCUGGUCAAGGAUUUGAUACACAUAUUGGCUUGGGAUUCGAGCUUUCUUUUUUAUUUAAAUAAAAAUUUAUAUAUAAAUAUAUAUAUACAUAUAUACAUAGUUAUAUCUGUAUAUAUAUUGGGUAUGUUUUAAGAAUUUUUUCGCAUGAGCGCAGCUGUUGUGAUCAAAUGUCUGGGAGGUAGAAGCACUGAACAAAAAUAAAGGCAUUUUUCAGCACACACGCCCAUACUUUCCAUAUGUCUUCACAGGGGUUUAUUUUGCUCUUAGUUGAACUUUGGCCUCUUAAUUGCCUAAAGUAGUUUUGAAGCUUGCUCUCUUUUUUUAACCCUUCUUAACUUUUGGCAAAGAAUCAUCUUUGCAGUAGAACAGCUUCAUCUCCACCUUGUCCCCAUCCAUCCAUAUCUCCUACUCGAGGCCUCGCAUUGCAGCCGCUCCCCGUUGAGCCAAGCACAACUAGGCUGGGUUUUGAGCCUGUCAGGUCUGUUCCUCCCUUCUCUGCUCUGGAAAUGAUGAUGAACCUGCUCACAAGUCAACCAACACGGGCACUGUGCCCUGUUCUCCCAUCCUUUAGUGCAGAGCACCACUGUCAGGUCAGCCUUCUCCUUGCUUUUAAUUAGUUUUACUUCUUCCUACUGUGUCUUUAUUAACACAGGGAGCUCAUUUUAGUUGAGAUAAUUAGUGCAAUAUUCUAAUUUAGGAGGACAAGCCCAGAAUGUACCCUUUUUUUUGGCUGCAGUAAUUCUUGAUGUAAAAUUUUUGGAAGACGGUUAUGAUCUGUUUUGAACCUACAGAUUUGUUUUCAACACUAGGAAGAAAAUCUGGAUGGGGAAAAAAACUUGUUACCUUUUAUUAUGUGUGCCAGCUGGUUUCCUUGCCAGGUUAAGGAUUAGUUUUUCCUCCACUUUUGCUCCUGGAAGGAAUUCUGCAGUAAGAACUUUUCAGGUUGCUGGCCUGCAUAUGGUGAAUUCUUCCAAAACCUGUGGAUUAGAAGGGAGACCUUACUGUUGGGGUUUUUUCUCCAUUAUCCAGCUCUCCAUGCUGUACUUUGUGCAUAGUGUCCUUGUUGUGAUCGGUGUCACCAGGUGAAUGCCCUGUUUGCCCAGUAUUAUAGUUUGGCUUCUCAAAUAGUUCGUUUAAUAUCCACCAACAAUAUUGAUUUUUUUUUUGGCUUUUUUUUCCCCUCCUCUUCUUGUCCGUUUUCUGUUUGGUCUUUUUUUUUUGCAGGAGUUUAGUUGAUGAAACAAGUCAAACAGCAAAAUUCAGUGCAUGCUUUUAAGUCUUUCUGGAAGCUGCACCUAAAAUUUUCCCUCUUUGUGGAAAAACGUCCUAGUAGAACAGAUAGUUCUACAUAUAAAAGAACCAUUAAUGGUUACAGCAAAUAACCAGGGAAUGAAAAUUAAUGGAGUAAUUCUCUAUCCUCCUACAUUCAUUUUUGUAGUCCAUCUUUAUCCCACUUGUACAGGAAUGCCGUCCACCUCCGUGAAACCAGUCUACGCUAGCAAGUAGUUUCUUCUGCUGGGGCAAGAAGAAAACAGUAUUACAAUGGUGUUAGGGCACUACUACAUCAUUUGGUAGGUAGGUUCCAUUUUCUACUGCAGUAAGCAACUUUGAACCCUUAUUGGUACCUGGGUUUCAGCCCCAGCACAGACAGACCCUCCAGAAUAGGAAGCUUCAAGUGUUAGGUUAAGCUGUAGUAUGUCAAGCAGAGAUUCAGUCAGUGUAGAAAUGAUGUUUGUUUAUUCUGGAGUGUUAUUUUCCUUCUCCUUCUGUCAACAUCUCUUCUUCCUUUCCUGUGACCUAGUUCUCUUAAUAGGAGAAACUUAACCUUUUCUUUUGCCCCUCAUGUAUUCUAUUGUAUCCUGUCCCAUUUUAGAGUAUACUUUUUAGAAUUUAGAUUCAGAGCACUUUUCAGACUCGCAGCACUGUUAUCCCCUUUCUUAAAUUCUUUGUGUAGUUUCUUCCGAGCUGUAUUCUCUCCCUUCUGUCCAUCCCUUCCUUCCUUUCCUUCUGUGGUUUGCCCCUUCACCCUCCCUGAUUGUGUAACAGUGACAGCUUGCUGCCUCAAAACAGAGCAUUCAAAUGAAUUCGCUUAGCCAAUAACUUCUGUGAAGUUGCCUUUUCUAAUGGUGUUAUUACUCAGUGAUGCACAAACGUGAUAUUGCCCCUACUGGUAGGCAAACGGGGGAUCUGUAUAAACAUGGUAAACUGCUGUUUUUCUUUAAAGGAGAGCCAAAGACUUGUGCUUUACACUUUUUUUUUUUUCCUGGUGUAGCCGUUUCAAUUGUCAAAUCUUUGUAGGAUUUUGUGAGUUGACUGUAUUAUCCUAAUAACAAUUUGCAAAAGUUAAUGAUUGUCAAGCCUUAUCCGUGCAUUGAAUUGUGGAAAAUCAUUCCAUUUAGUUGUACAAUUUGCAAUGUAUCUGGAGUAUUCAAACAUGUUUUCAGUCUCUCAUGCAUUCUCUCAGCUGCCGGAAUGGCUCAUAUAGAAAGGGAGAAGGAAUGUAGAAAUUUUAUAUAAUCAAAGAAGCCUUGUCUUUAAGUGUUUAAAAUGAAUACCCAUUUACAAUUUCUUCAGUUACAGUGAAAGAUAAAUCUGUGUUGCAAAUGUGACUGACUUUUAAGCCCAUUGGAACUGAAAAGACUUGUCAAACUGGAGCAUUACAUUAAAUUAGAUGUGGAAGAAGCAAACUCGUAUGAUGAUAUUGUCUCUUGACAGCACGGACUGAGUAAGGUGGGGCAAAUCCUGUAUUAGAAAGGGCUGGGAGUGAGGCUUUUCUUUGCUAAAACAAGAAAGCCGCUUGCAUUUUCCAUCCUUGAUCUAACUUGUAACCUCUUGGAAGUUUUUACUUGCAGAGAGAAGUCUGCAAGGCAGAGUAGCAUAAACCCUCAUUUCCAUUUAUAAAUCUGGACUAUAAUGAAGCAGACUUACAGGAUAGUUAUCUGAAGAAGCCCAAUAUAAAGUAUCUUUGGUUGACUAGCUAUUUCAGAGCCAGUUUCAUGGUCCAAGAAAUGCAGUGCUAAUAAUCAGGAGGCUCAGCAGCAGGAGUGUUAACUCAUCUUCUCUGUUCUGAAAUGGGGAGAAAACCGAAAAACAAACAUAUAAACAGGGUGCAAGUUUUGUGCUUGUCUGUGUGUGUUUGAAUAAGAUUUUGUAGGCCUAGAAUAGAUGGAGCACAGAGCAAGGCUGGGGCACAAUGUUACCUUCAUAUUCGUAUUUUGUCAUCGUUCACUUUCCAAAACACACCCUUCCUAUUCCCGUCUCCUAAUGUUGGUAGCACCGAUUUAAAAACAACCAAACAAAAGUCAGUGUGGCAGCAGCUUAAUUUCUUGUAUCACCAUAAAUCAGUUCCCCGGAUUAAAAAAGGAAGCGAAAGUUCUUGAGCUGUCUGAACGGCGAUUUAGACACAAACUGGAGAAGACAUUUGCCUUGCUUGAGCAGAUGUAAACUCUGAAUUUCUGAGGCAAGUGAAGCUGCUCUUCUGAGCCACCUGUAAGGUAUAGCCUUGCUGCUAACAGUUACUUGCAGUAUACAAGCAUAUGGAUUAUGUAGAGCAAAUGGAGCUGUCCUCAGACCACAUAUAGUCCCAAGUGUCAAAAACUUCAUUGGGGAUUCUCUUUCCCACACGCAGCUGUUAGCAGCUGCAUUAUCUUCCGUUGAAAUGUCAGGGGGAUGAAAGGCUAGAGUAAGUUAGUUCAAAUUUCACAAUAUUAGUAAGUGAUUUUGGGGAAUGUUAUCCCAGCAGUGUCCUUAUACAGUUAACGUGUGGUCUUUAUUCUUGUGUAGGAAGAAGAAUGUAACAGCUUAGUGUUACCGCAGUCUUCAAGACGCUUCUUGUGAUGCAGGUAGAGCCUUGAUUAGUAGGAAAAUGAGAACAAAUUUAAUAUUGGUUUUCUUUAUAAUUUUAUUUCCCAAUGGCAAGUGUAAUAUCGUGCUGUGGAAACUCUUUGAACACUAUGGUAAGCAAAGAGGGCAGCUUUUUCUGAAACUUCCCAACAAAAAGAACACAUGGGAAUGUGGAUUUGUCUGCAUCAGGAGCAUCCCAGUCAUUUUAAGCUUAAAAUAUAUUACUAUAAUAAUCAAAAUUGGAUGCCUAUAGCUUAGUAACCUAAAUAAUUAGCUCAUCUUUCCCAGGCAAUCUUUGCAAUUUCAGUGAGUUUGUGUAUGGUUUUAGUGCAAAUCACCAGGUAUUCAGCAUUUGGAGAAGUUUAGGUAUCUGGCUGCAUCCAGCAAGCUGGGUGUCUUUGGACAACUGAUUCUUAGAUCUAGAAUUUUGAGGGAAACCAACUAUCAACUUCAAUUUUAAAAAUACAGUCUUGGGAAAAAUGGUAGCAACAGGUGGUGCAGUGUCUCUUUAAAUAAAAAGCAUUAGAGAUGAUGGAAUUAUAUUUGAAAAGUAUAUGGGAAAAUAUAUCUGUAAGAAAAAAAUCUUGUGGAGUAUUUGAUGUUUAAGAAAUUCUUUGCUUCUUUGUAAUGUUAAAAGGAUUUUUAUUAAUAAUUCUGUGGCAGACAGUACUCGCAAGUCUUUGGCAUCCAAACCAGAUUGUAUAUUGGAUGGAUCCCACAACUGGAUGUGUGCACUGACCUCGUUAUUUCUGGAUUAAAAAAAACCAACUCGGUAGCAGCAUUUUCUAAAUGUAUAAAGCAACCUGAGACAGAAGAGAGCAAACCCUGUUCUGUCACCGCCUCCGCGCAGUUUACCAUUGGUACCUUUAAUCUGCAGCCUCUCCAAAGUGAAGCUGCCGUAACGUGGGCAAAUUGAACACGUCAAAUGACUUCCAUUUUUUCCUAAUUUUAAGGACAUCCCAUUACUCCUUUGGCCUCUGCUUGCUGUGUGAGCAGCCUCUAUGCCAAGAGAAGCUUUUCUUGAAGCCAGCUUAACGACUGUGCUGUAGCUUCAUCAUUUUUUCCCUGUUUUCUAUGACUGGUAGCAUCGUGUCGAGCUCUUUCCCCAUUGUAUUUGUUGCGAUGGGGAGGAAGAGGUGAGGCAAGGCACAUGUGGGAGGAGGGAGAAAGAGUUGUGGAAGCUUCUAGAUGGCAGCUCCCACCCCCUCUUUAAAACCAUCAACUUCCAGUUGUGGGAUUUCUCUAUAGAUGACCUUUUUUCCUCUUUUUUUGUAAGCCUAGUUUUCUUUGAUCUUGGUAGUUCCAUAAAAGUCUCCCCGAGACAUUCUGCAGUCAUUAUCACCUUUUUGGGUGGAGUUUAUUUUAUUUUUUUGGUUUGUUUGGUUUUUUAAAUAACUUUUUAACAUUGGUGCAUAUAUGCUUGGGAUAGAGCUCAUGUAAUUUUCCAAUCGUAUUGAUUGUAUGUGAUUGUGCCCUGCAGAGGUAUAUGUAACAAAAAAUAAAAUAAAAAGGAUAGUCUAGGCAAUAAAGGAGACCAUGAGAUUUGUUGAGUCAGGUUAUCAACUACUUCUUGACUUUAUUUAGGAUCCUGGCUAAAUGAAAUACCCUGUCUACUGUUCUCAUAAGUCAAUGCUAAACAAAAUGUCAUGGAUUCUCCCUGUUGAGCUAGUGUUUUUCUUGCUUUUCUUCUCAUUCUGCUGUUUUCUUCCUUCCCUGCUUCUCUUCCCUGUCUAAAACAAACCCAACAUUUCUUGAACCUUUAUGAGAAUGGCUGACUCUGGGUUGGUAUUGUGAAUAUUUAUUGUUUGUAACUAUGAGAACAUUUUAAAUAGGAAUAGAGAUUAAGUAGAAUGUAUUAUAAGAAUUCCAUAAACUGAAUUCUUGGCAAGUUCAGGGGAAUUUUGAAGUCUUGUACAUACAGGCCUGGUCACGGGGGAGACGUUCAGAGGCACACAAGGCAUUGAGGUGCCUUUCCUGGGAAGGUUAGAUGCUUUACUACCUUUUGGAAAAACUCCGAGAUGACAAAAGGGGUAGAAGAGACAUUUCCCUAUGUCCGACUCCUUGUGUCUUUAUUCCCACAAUAUACCUUUUAAACUUGAAGGGCAAGCCUAGAUGCGCUGAACUGGAACGGAAUGGAUUGAAGGAGGCAAAGGGCAAGAGAUCUGGAAGUCAAUAUUUGUCUCCUUUGUUUCUCAAGGAAAUGGAGACCUGUUGUGUAUGCAUGGUGGUUAUAUAGAAAAAGCCAUAUAUUGAAAUGCUAUGUCUUCUUCCCUCUUCACCUUGCUUUUCUCCCUUUUAAAGCUGACUCAGCCUCACCUUGCUUCCACAUAGUGUCUAAGGCUCCGCUGAGUUGCAGAUUCAACAAAAAAAUAAUGAGUGGAACGGUGGUGAUUCAAUAUUUGGUUUGUAAAUAGAUUGAAGUGUCUACAAGGUCUUAACCUGCUUUUCUGUCAGCAUUUAUAUUAAAUGAUAAAUUAAUGGAGAA